GCUACGGAAUCCCUGGUUCAUGAUUCGUCCUUGGAUGUGACUGAGACUACCGCCGAACUCGCUUUACUUGAAAGUGACGAGUUCUUGAAUUCCGGAUGGGCCUCGCACACAGCAAGAAGAAAACGUCUUCGAGCAAGAAGAGUUCGUCAAGCAGCGGUGGUUCCAAGUUUACCGGCGAUGGUACCUACUAUUUUCCAGGGCUCGGUUCCUGUGGCCAAAACAAUAAAUCCAAAGAUAUGAUUGCCGCCUUGAAUGCGCCUCAAAUGGGAUAUUCUGCCAACCCCAAUGCCAACCCCAUGUGUGGUCGAUAUGCCAAGGUUACCGGUCCCAAGGGAACCGUCCGUGUCAAGAUUGUGGAUACUUGUCCACCGUGUGUCAAAGGAAGUCUUGAUCUAAGCCCCGCCGCCUUCCAAAAAAUUGCGGAUUUAUCGGCUGGCCGUGUCAAGAUUACCUGGACUUGGGAUUAGAAGUUUAUUGUUGCUUCCUUUCGUCAGGUUAUAGAUCAAAUCAAACUACUUUUCUUUGUGAUCCUUCAUUUAUUCACUUCUUUCAUUUCUUUUUCACGAGUAUCUCACUAAAAAACAAUG
This is a messenger RNA of Radiomyces spectabilis, 587 nucleotides long. RefSeq names its product RlpA-like double-psi beta-barrel-protein domain-containing protein-containing protein. NCBI's taxonomy places the organism in Eukaryota, Fungi, Mucoromycota, Mucoromycetes, Mucorales, Radiomycetaceae. The record is from RefSeq and is a predicted model, not a curated record. The coding region runs from base 96 to 467 and encodes 123 amino acids. The transcript has 3 exons.